Molecule: messenger RNA, 2196 nt
Organism: Nilaparvata lugens (brown planthopper)
Lineage: Eukaryota; Metazoa; Arthropoda; Insecta; Hemiptera; Delphacidae
Product: transcription factor AP-1
Exons: 1
Coding region: 119-895 (258 amino acids)
Biological process (GO): regulation of cell cycle; regulation of transcription by RNA polymerase II; regulation of cell population proliferation
Cellular component (GO): transcription regulator complex
Molecular function (GO): transcription factor binding; DNA-binding transcription factor activity, RNA polymerase II-specific; RNA polymerase II cis-regulatory region sequence-specific DNA binding
Source: RefSeq, a predicted model, not a curated record
AUUCGGCAUUCGUAAACUGUACACUGAGGAGUGAACUUCGCUCGUGCUAUUGAUUGGAUUGUUCGUGUGAUGUGCGUAUUUUAAACAGUUUGAGUUUUACUUUGUGUUAUCUUCUCCCAUGGUUCGCAACUCGAGUGCUUCAAAGAUGGAGCCAAAUUUCUACGAGGAGGGUUCAUUCAAUCAAAACGUCAACCAGCUGAAACGGAAUUUGACUUUGGAUUUGAAUUCGGCUCACAACGACGCGAAACGUGCUCGAUUCUGCGGCGCUCCUGUCCUGUCGUCCCCGGACUUGCAUAAGUUGAAGCUAGGCUCUCCUGAUCUGGAGCGCCUUAUCAUCUCAUCGGGCAACCUGCCUACACCAACUCCAUCUCUCUUCCCGAGGAACCCAAACGCCACCAAAGAACAGGAAAGUUAUGUUCUUGGCUUCGUCAAUGCGCUAAAUGAGAUGCACCAAAGCGACUCCAGCCAAGGAGCAAUCCAACAAGUUGAAUUGCCGCGAUGUUCCAGUAGCAGUAACUCAUCUGCUGGAUCCUAUGGCUCCAUGGAUCCAACCGAUUUCUCCACCGAACUGAACGGAGUUGUCAUCAAAGAUGAGCCGCAAACUGUCCCCAACCUUGGCUCGCCUCCCGUGUCACCAAUCAACAUGGAGUGCCAGGAACGCAUCAAACUGGAAAGGAAACGUCAACGAAACAGGGUGGCCGCUUCCAAGUGCAGACGACGCAAACUGGAGAGAAUUGCCAAAUUGGAAGACAAGGUUCGACUGUUGAAAGGGGAAAACAACGAGCUCAGUGUUGUGGUGAACAAGUUGAAGGAUCAAGUGUGCAAUUUAAAACAACAAGUGUUGGAUCAUGUGCAAAGCGGCUGUGCAAUAAUGCCUGCUGAUCAGUCUUUUUAACAGGUUAGUCUCUACUGAUUAUAGCAAUAUUAUCAAAUAUUUAUUAUUCUUCCAGCCUGUGCCAGACUUGCCUUCUCAAUCUUAACUAACAGGCACUUCUCUCUGUGCAAGGCUUAACUUUCAAGUGGCUUAUGAAACGUCACUGUGUUCAAGACAUUUUAUAUUUCCACUAAUAGAGUGGAAUAACUCCAUCAGUAUUUGCUAUGUUGCAAAAAAGUGACCUAGGCUGUGUAUUAGUGUCAGCUGAUGGGUCCAUGUGAUCCUUCCAGGAUUUCAAAAGCAAUCUCUCCUUGAAAAUCACGGAGAUUCAUCAGGUAUAGGUUUUGUUAUAGGUUAAAGUAUCUUUUCUAGUCAUCAAUCAAUCUUGCAGUCAUUGUAAGUUCGAUUACACUUCAACCAAAUUUGUGAAGAUAAUAAUAGCCUAAGCUUUUGUUAACCUACCGUACAUAUAAUUGAAGUUUAUGAGUUGGCUUGUAGGUUCAGUCAAGUUUAUCUUAGUAAAUUAACACCAUACAAUUCAUUAAAUCUAGCAAUAAUUUGCGUUACCUGUGAGUACAUCUUAGGUACCGUAUUGUGUGUUACCAAAGUAUAAUAAAGUCCAGUUUAGAAGAAAGGCCUUGCAAAUUAACAAUUAUUAUUGAGUUCUGCUCUGUCCAUUGGAGGUUAUGUUCACUCUCAUAUUAAACUUGCUAUUGUUUCUCGUACUCUACAAGGAAUUCUUUUAAAUUUUUAUGGUUACAGUAAGAGUAGUCUAACUUGCUUUUUCAAUAUAUUAAAAUUAUAUUUAAAUGGUUAGGUAUCAUAGCUUGAUGACCAUAUUUUGAUUUCAAAUGACUAAGUAAUCUAUUGAGAUGAGAUUUUUCCAAGGACAUCGUCUCAUGAUUUGUGGUUUCAUUUUAUCUUCCUUCAACAUUAUUAUGUUAGAUGAAUCAUACUAUUGAAUGUUUCAAUACUCAUAUUAGUUAGUUUUAAUGCAAUACUUAUAUUUUUUUUUUAAAUUGUAGGCCUUGGAUUCAAUGUAUUCGAGUGAAUACAUUAGCAACAUAAGUAUAAAAGUGCCAACUCAGACUUUCAAGCUUAUCAUCAUAGCUAAUAUUAUAUUUGUUAUGAGUCAUAAGCGAUUGAUUAACUGUAUACCAAUUUAAAGCUAAUUUAAAGAAUAAAUUUGGAUCUGAGAAAAACAAUUUAAAUACAGGUGAAGUUACCUAGUAAAGGCUAAUAAGAUGUAGGUUCAGCAUUGGAUUAGAACCAUUGCAAGUGCUAUAAAUUAAAACAAUCUUACGCUCAAUUUGUAAUGUGAU